AAGCGCUUGUCUCUCUUUUUCCCAGUGCAAACUGGAGCUGGUGGUGGGAAGCCCAGCAUCAUGUAUGGACUUGGAGCUCUACGCACCGGACGACAAAUUUAUAAUGAAACUGGACAGCGAUGAGGCCUUAUUGGGAUCCUACCCCAUCGAUGACGGCUGUAGGAUACACGUGAUUGACCGGAGCGGAGCCCGGAUGGGCGAGUAUGAGGAUGUCUCGCGGGUAGAGAAGUACGAAAUGUCUGCCAGCGACUACGAGAAGCGGCCAGACUCUGUGCGCUCGUUCCUGAAGCGGAGUAAGAUGGGGAAGCACAACCAGGAGGAGAUGGUGAAGAAAGAGGCGGAGCAGGAGCAGAAACUUGCGGAAGAAAAGGCUCAGGCGGAGGCCAUUUCAGUGGGUGCUCGGUGUGAGGUUCGGGUCUUGGGCCAGCCCAGCAAACGGGGGACAGUCAUGUAUGUGGGGCUAGCGGAAUUCAAACCCGGCUACUGGAUUGGUAUCAAGUAUGACGAGCCCUUAGGGAAAAACGACGGCAGCGUCAACGGGAAGCAGUACUUCCAGUGCCAGCCCAAGUACGGCGCCUUCGUGAAGCCCCAGUACAUCACAGUAGGGGACUUCCCCGAGGAGAGCUAUGGACUGGACGACGAAAUGUGACGGGGAGACGGGAGUCCACGUGGCCAUCGACGUGCCGCGGUGUCUGGGCUGCAGGGCGCAGACCCUGCCAGAGGGCCUCUAGGUGAGGGAGCGGAUGUGACAAGCAGCUGUCUUUUAGUUCUUCUGAUUGUAUCUCUCUGUUCUGUGAAAGGUGCCACGUCCCUUUGUGUUUUCUCCCUCCCCUCCAUACGCACCUGCUUCGUGCAGUGACACUAAUAAAACUGCCUGGGAGGAA
Molecule: messenger RNA, 884 nt
Organism: Pelodiscus sinensis (Chinese soft-shelled turtle)
Lineage: Eukaryota; Metazoa; Chordata; Testudines; Trionychidae
Source: RefSeq, a predicted model, not a curated record